AACAAAGGAAGAACGCUUCUCUCGCACACAUAAAAUCCCGACCGGGUUUUCAUUCCCUUUACCACUUGCCAAGCUGUCACACUCCUGCUUCCAAAAACCCUAGGCCCGCCUUCCCUCCUCCAAAAACCCUAGGCUGGCGUUCCCUUACACGGCGGAGAUGGGAGUGAGACACCGAACCCGCGGAGAUCGGCGAGAAUCUAGACCCUAGAUGCGAGACCUCGUUCGUGCGGUACGGUCCCUUGCACGCUAGAUUUCCCCCAACCCACCCCUGUCGAUGGAGACCGACACCGUGGCGCCGGCAGCCGCCGGCGGCGGUGAUCCCGUUGAGGCCCCGGAGAGCGGGGCUCCCGAGAUCGUGGCGGAAGAUGGCGCGACAGCGAAGUCGCCGUGGAGAGUGCCGGCGGCGCGGCCCGCGACACCGGCGAAGGGUAAGAGGGACGAUGGCCCGGACUCGUGGCCGGCGCUUACGGACGCCAGGGCGAAGGGUGGCUCUAAUGCCACUGGUACGAGGCCCGCUCUGCCAGCUAUGGCGGCGGCGGCGGCUGCGCCCGCGGCGGGGAAUGUGGGCUUGGUUCCGACAAACGGGCCGUCCCCGCCACCACCUCUUCCGUUUCAGGGAUCAACUGGAACGCGUAAAUCUGAGGGAUAUGGAAGCAGCAAUCCUUCCAAUAGGCAUCAUCCGCUGCACCCUCAUAAACAUGGUCCAAAGCGUAAUGCUCCUGCAAAUGGUGUGCCACCAUUUCCUGUACCCCUGCCAUACCACCAACAACCAGGUCAACCGGUGUUAUACCCUGUUUUACCACCUCCACCUCUGAUGGUUCCUCAGUAUGCCUAUCAGCCUCGCCCUGCACCAUAUCCUAAUGGUGAACCACAUAUUGUAAAGUCUGGAUGUGAAACUCCCUUGCCGGCCUUUGUUCCAACUGGUCAUGCUGGAGGAAAUGAUGGUAAUAAAAAUUUCCAUCCACCAACCCGAGGAGAUCCAAAUGCUUGGCGCCCCAAUGCCAGCAAUUUUGGCAGCAGACCAGCUAAUGGUCAUGAACAUGGUAGCCAUUUCAACCAGACAUGGCGCAAUCAACGGCCUUUGAAUCCAAGAGACAACAUGAAUAUGCCACAUGGUAUUGGUCCCAGGGCUUUCAUCAGGCCAGUUCCUCAAUUUUGUGGUCCAGCUCCAGGGUUCAUUAAUGGACCUGGUUAUCCUGGUCCUGCUCCUCCCAUGUAUUAUGUUUCUGCUGCUCCUCUGGAAAUGAUGAGGGGUCCUCAUUUUGUUUCACAUCCUCCGCCUCCUCCAUAUCCUAUUCCGACACCAGAGGCACUAGCCUUGCGGGCUAGCAUAGUAAAACAGAUUGAAUACUAUUUCAGUAAUGAGAAUUUGCAGAAGGACCCAUACUUGAUAUCAUUACUGGAUGAACAGGGAUGGGUUUCUAUAUAUAAAAUUGCAGACUUUAAUAGGGUUAAAAAAAUGACUACAAACAUAUCCUUGAUUCUGGAUGCUCUGCAGAGCUCCGAGUUGAUAGAAGUUCAGGAUGACAAGAUAAGAAGGCGAAAUGACUGGUCAAAGUGGAUUCCAGCAUCAGCUCUGCAGGCAGUUUCAACAAAAUCUCAGUCUACAGAAGGCCAAUCUCCUGUCGGCAUGGAAAAAAAUGACACUAGUGGAAGUAAUAAUGGUGGCAUCUCUCAUGAGAGUAAUGCUGGUCAAACUACAUGUAAAGAUAGAGAUGAGUCUUUGCCCACAUCCAAUGAUGAUUCUAAAGCAGAAGUUAAGAAUACUACAGAAUGUAACAUGGAGCAAGGAGAUAGCAAUGAAAGGAGCAAAGAAUUAGCAUCUGGACCAUUUUUGGAACCUAAACAAGGAGAGCCUUGUGACUGUAGCUGUCUGUUAGACAAGGAUUAUGUCAGCAGCAUUUCUGUCAGAUCUGAAGGUUCACAGAAGAAAACCUAUCUUUCCUGUGGUGUCUCUGAUCCUUCCAGUAGUCACAAUCCUGAACUUCAGAAAGUAAACACAAGGUCAAAUAUGAGACCUGACACCUCAAGUCGAGGUUCCUUUAAUGGUUUUGUGAAUAACGAGUCUCCUAGCUUUGCUGGGGAACAAAACACAUUCAUGCUUGAUGAAGAGCUGGAAUUAGAGCAGUCAACAAGCCAAAAAAACCAUCUAUCGUCAAACAAAAGGGCUGAUGACGAGGAGGAUGAGAUUGAUGUUAACGACCAAGAUGUGCAUAAACUUAUAAUUGUUACCCAGGAUAUUGGGAUAGACAAUGAUGAAAGAGCUGGCUCAAGGGAAUCAGACCCUAUCUCGAAUGAUCUUGCAACUGCGAUCAAUGAUGGACUUUAUUUUUAUGAACAGGAGUUGCAAGCCAAACAGUCUAAUAAUCGAAUAAAUAAUUAUGGAAUGGAGAUGAAAGAUGUGGAUUUUAGACCUUCCAGCCUUGGAAAUCCAUCUUUGAAUUCGAAGGCGAAUGCAAACAUUGCUGGAAAUAAUGGCCUGGAAGAGACUGGACAUGUCAAUUCUCGAAGACGGCAAAAUAAAGCCACUAGCAGGUCACAUUCCUCACAUAAACAACGAUUGUUUCCUGGUAAUUUUAGGAGUCAUGGCAAUGGCCGUAGCCGCCAUGGAAUUGUUUCAGAAAGCCCACCAAGCAAUUCAGUUGGGUUUUUCUUUGCGUCAACACCACCUGAAAAUUAUGGCCUUAUGUUGUCAAAAUUGAGUGGGUCUCCUCAUGGUAUUCUUUCUGGAAGCAGCCCACCUGUGGGAUCAAUGCCAAAACCUUUCCCACCUUUUCAGCAUCCAAGCCAUCAGCUUCUAGAAGAAAACGGAUUUAAACAGCAAAAGUACCUGAAGUUCCAUAAGCGUUGCCUUAAUGACCGUAAGAAAUUAGGAAUUGGUUGCAGUGAGGAAAUGAACACACUUUACCGGUUUUGGUCAUAUUUUCUGAGAGACAUGUUCAACCGAUCAAUGUAUAACGAAUUCCGUAAGCUAGCACUAGAAGAUGCAGCUGCUAAAUACAAUUAUGGGCUAGAGUGUCUCUUUAGAUUUUACAGUUAUGGGUUGGAGAAGCAUUUUAAAGAGGAUCUGUAUGAAGACUUUGAACAACUUACACUUGAAUUUUACCAGAAAGGCAAUCUCUAUGGCCUUGAAAAAUAUUGGGCAUUUCACCAUUUUCGAGCAAUGCGGGACCAUAAUGAGCCUCUAAAGAAACACCCAGAGUUGGAUAGGCUACUUAGGGAAGAGUAUCUGAAGCUGGAAGAUUUCAGGGCCAAGGAAAAAGUGGAGAAGGCAUCAGGGAAAGAGUUCAGCAGCAGCUGCAGCAGCAGCAGAAAUGGUGGUUCUAAUGAUAGAGAUAGAUCAACCAACUGUUAGUCAUGGCUGCAUGGUCUGGGUGUCCUCUGUGCACAAACCAAUCAGUCAUAGAUUAGUUUGAAUUUUGGGUGGUUGAUAACGUGAAAGUUUUGGUUUGGUUAAAGAGGAUUCAGAGUAGGCAUAUCUAUGCAGAUAUUGGAGUCCUCUUUCAGUAGUUCAAGGUGGCUGGGUCAGGAAUUCUUUUUUCCCUCCAUCCCGGAUUUGUACAUAAGGCAAAGGAAUAUAAAUAAUUACUGUAUCUGGAAUCGUGGAAAUGACAAAUAAGAGAGCUUGGAAUUAGCCAUGCUAUUUUAAAACUUA
Elaeis guineensis (African oil palm) is the source of this 3655-nucleotide messenger RNA. RefSeq names its product la-related protein 1A. The record is from RefSeq and is a predicted model, not a curated record. Gene Ontology annotation, molecular function: RNA cap binding. NCBI's taxonomy places the organism in Eukaryota, Viridiplantae, Streptophyta, Magnoliopsida, Arecales, Arecaceae. Gene Ontology annotation, biological process: mRNA stabilization.